This is a messenger RNA of Pogoniulus pusillus (Red-fronted tinkerbird), 1824 nucleotides long. RefSeq names its product heterogeneous nuclear ribonucleoprotein A0 (gene HNRNPA0). Gene Ontology annotation, molecular function: mRNA 3'-UTR binding. The transcript has a single exon. Gene Ontology annotation, biological process: mRNA splicing, via spliceosome. The coding region runs from base 347 to 1282 and encodes 311 amino acids. Lineage: Eukaryota; Metazoa; Chordata; Aves; Piciformes; Lybiidae. Gene Ontology annotation, cellular component: catalytic step 2 spliceosome. The record is from RefSeq and is a predicted model, not a curated record.
UGCGUCCCCUUUGUGUGGGCGCCAGUGGCCGGCCGCGCUCGGGAGCAGCGGCUGCCGCCAUUUUGUGCGCGCCUGUGUUCUCCCCACCCCCGACUGCGGGCGCAGCGGCGGCCGGGACGGCCCCGUCUCCUCUGCGGGCCAGGUGAGACGGAGCGAGGCUUGGGGCCAGGGCCAGGGCGCUGUCGCCGGCGGCUGCCGCAGCCGUGAGGUCGCGCUGUUGGCACCGAGUGAGGGAGAAGAAGCGGCGAGACGGAGAAGGGGGGGGGAGAAGCCUUCGGAACUGCCCCCCAGCAGUAGGAGGAGUCUCGGCGCCAGGCCCAGGCGCAGCCCCGGCACCGGCGGCAGCAUGGAGAACUCGCAGCUGUGCAAGCUGUUCAUCGGCGGCCUGAACGUGCAGACCACGGAGGCCGGGCUGCGGGAGCACUUCGCGGCCUAUGGCACCCUCACCGACUGCGUGGUCGUGCUCAACCCACAGACCAAACGUUCGCGCUGCUUCGGCUUCGUCACAUACUCGGCGGUGGAGGAGGCCGACGCCGCCAUGGCCGCCUCCCCUCACGCCGUGGACGGGAACGCGGUGGAGCUGAAGCGGGCCGUGUCCCGGGAGGACUCGGCUAAGCCGGGGGCCCACGCGAAGGUGAAGAAGCUCUUUGUGGGCGGCCUGAAAGGGGACGUAGGCGAAGGGGACCUGGUGCAGCACUUCAGCCAGUUCGGCCCCGUGGAGAAGGCCGAGAUCAUCGCCGACAAACAGAGCGGGAAAAAGCGCGGCUUCGGCUUCGUCUAUUUCCAGAACCACGACGCCGCCGACAAGGCAGCCGUGGUCAAGUUCCACCCGAUCCAGGGCCACCGCGUGGAGGUCAAGAAGGCCGUGCCCAAGGAGGACAUCCAGUCUGGCGGGGGAGGCGGCGGCUCUUCCAGGCCCUCCCGGGGAGGCAGAGGGGGAGGAAGGGGUCGAGGCGGCGGAUCCGGCAACCGGGACCACAACGGUCUGUCCAAAGGCGGCGGCGGUUACAAUAGCUACGGCGGCUACGGUGGAGGAGGAGGCGGCGGCGGUGGUUACGGCUCCUAUGGCAGCGGCUCCUACGGAGGCGGCGGAGGGGGAGGCGGCGACUACGGCAACGGGUACGGCGGGUUCGGCAGCUACAGCCAGCACCAGUCCUCCUACGGCCCCAUGAAGAGCGGCGGAGGAGGUGGAGGAGGGGGCGGCAACUGGGGGGGCCGCAGUAACAGUGGACCGUACAGAGGAGGCUAUGGUGGGGGAGGCUACGGGGGAGGUUCUUUCUGAGCUGGAGCACCCGUGCCCAUUGAGGGUGGCUUGGAGAGCCCUCCCUUUGAUACGGGGCAGCUUCUAAAUGGUUUCUCCUCUCCUUCGCCGAAGGGCAGCUCCUUUUAAAUGCCUCCCUGCUGUGGGAGCAGCUCCUAAAUGCCCCCUGGGGGUCGCCUCUGCUGCCCGUGCCACUUCUUUCUCUCUGAAGAUGGACUGGGCCCCACAUACACAUACUUUGUGUUACAGUCAUUGAUGGACUCUAUUUUUUUAUUAUUACUUGGACCUUGGUCGUUUUUAUACUAGCAACGAAAAAAAGUCUUGUUUUAAUUUGUUUUUUUUUGGGGGGGGUACGGGGUGGGAAGUGUCUUGCUGAUCUGGAGUUAAAACUGGGGAGGGCGAUGGGGAAUUUCCUUUGUUGUAAGGACUCGAUGCCUGGCUACUACAUUUUUUUCUACAAAAUCUACUCGGAUCCCAUGACUGAAAUUAACAUUUCUGUAAAGGAGGAAAAAAAAUCGUUUUUACGUUUUUUUAUUUUUUAAAUAAAUCAUUGUGUUCAUUGA